Molecule: messenger RNA, 369 nt
Organism: Eurytemora carolleeae
Lineage: Eukaryota; Metazoa; Arthropoda; Copepoda; Calanoida; Temoridae
Exons: 4
Coding region: 61-369 (102 amino acids)
Source: RefSeq, a predicted model, not a curated record
UUCAAAAGAUUAAAAAAAAAGUUAUCCAAAUUUUUUGAUCAUUUACUUGAAGAAUUGAAAAUGAAGUGGUGUAGACUAGCCAUUCUGAUUUAUCCCUCACUUCUUUACAUGAUGCAUUGUAUUGAAUCCAAACCAAUAGCCACUUAUUUCCUGAACAAACAUUAUGACUUAAGGACAAGCUUCUGCUUCUUCUGCAAUGAUCAUGAAUGUGUUAAGACUGUCAAUGGAGUUUACCCAUUUUCAAAAACAAUGACAGUUUGUAUGAGGUCAUUUCCCAUGAUCUAUGAAAAUCCUGUGCAGAAAUGGUCCAUCACUGUAUCAUUUGGAACUUUAAAUGAAGACGAAAAAGACUUUGAGGUACCUAAUUAA